This is a messenger RNA of Pocillopora damicornis (cauliflower coral), 1614 nucleotides long. RefSeq lists its product as uncharacterized. NCBI's taxonomy places the organism in Eukaryota, Metazoa, Cnidaria, Anthozoa, Scleractinia, Pocilloporidae. The record is from RefSeq and is a predicted model, not a curated record.
AAGAGUUGUGUCGAGGAAACGAAAUUAAAGCUGGUAACAAGAUGGAUGCAAUUGUGGAAAAUUCAACUAUGCUCGGAUUCAUAGGAGGAACGCUGAACCCCGACCCAGAGACAGUAGAGAACCACACCAGGCAAAUCGAGUCUCUCAAGAAGGAAAUAGAAGAGAGGGACAAGACGCUGUCAAGGCUAAAGCAAGAUUUUAACGAUUUACAGGCUCAAAACGACGACUUAAAGAUUACCUUGGAGUCUAAGAACCAUGAAAUUGAAGCUCUGAAGGACAAAGUUCAUAAACUAGAAACCGAGAAGAAAAUUUUGGAAAAGAAGCUACAAAAUGUCGAACUCGAAUUUGAAGAUUUAAAAGACCAAAACAAUGAGAAGAGGAAAGAAAUCAAGGAUUUGAAGAACUCAUUGGAGUUGAAGGAUAAAGAAAUAACAGCCGUGAAAAGGGAAGUUGAGGAUUUAAGAGACCAAAACAACGAGAGAGCCAAAGAAAUCGAGGAUUUGAAGGUUUCAUUGGAGACGAAGGGUAAAGAAAUAAUUGUCCUAACAAGGAAAGUCAGAGAUUUGAAAGACCAAAACGAGAAGAUAAAGAUUUCCUUGGAAGCCAGGGACAAAGAAAGGGAUGACCUGAAAGAUAAGAUCAGAGAGCUUAAAAAUGAACUGAAAUCUUUCAAGCGUUCGUCGGACGUCUUCCAGAGGGAAUGGCAAGAUGCGAAGAAAGCACUCGAGAAAAGCGAGGAAAACUAUAAUAAACUGAAACUAGACGUGGAGAGACUGUCGAAGAAAAUUCAGAGAAUGACGGAGGAGGACAAACGAAAAGAAGAAGAAUACAAGAAAUGGAAAAAGGAAUUCCAGGAAAAUAUGCAACCAUUGCAGUCUUAUGGAAGAAGCCUGUCUUCGCCUGAUUCUCUUGAUAGCGCUUGCAUUCUUCUUGGUCAAAUGUGCUCGCGAGUGCAAGCGAUGAUGUACCAGAAAGUACUUCCAGACGGUUAUGAUGAACAUUGUUCUUACAAAGUGAAAUUCAUCGAAGAAGACAUUGCAUUAAGAGAGGGAGAAGAUCAACAUCAGGCGAGUAAGAGAUGGGAGGAAUUGAAAACGAAACUAAGCUGGAAUAACGCCAAACAUCCCAGAACAAUGAAAGAGAUCCAGAACAAAAGAAAUGAAAUGGCUCAUCCCGAGAAGCUAACGAAGGAUAAGCUUCUCAAAUCUGCAAAAGUGAUGCAAGAUGCAAAAAAACUGCACGGCUGGAUGUCUUUCAAUCAUGUUCAUGAAAUAAUACGUAUAUGGGACCUUCUAGGACAGAUGGAGUAGUGCAAACUUCAGGUUUGUGCUCAACAUAUACACGUAUGUACAAUUAGAGUAACUGACUGUUUUAAUGUUUGGUCCAGCCUGAGCGUUGGGCCAGCCGAAAUAUCUUGUUAGCAACAACUGUGAGAGUGACUGAGUUUCAGUGUUAACACGGCGUUUGAAUCUCAUCGGUAAAAUUCGUUUGAACGGUAGUGUUUAAAAUGGUUUCAAAAUACAUUUACUACACAUUAUAGUUAUAAAAUAUAACAUGAAACAGUUCAAUGCUGUUAGUCAAAGUUCUAUAGCAAUUGGUGCAAGGUGAGCAUCG